Molecule: messenger RNA, 2482 nt
Organism: Galleria mellonella (greater wax moth)
Lineage: Eukaryota; Metazoa; Arthropoda; Insecta; Lepidoptera; Pyralidae
Product: cyclic GMP-AMP synthase-like receptor
Exons: 4
Coding region: 117-1421 (434 amino acids)
Source: RefSeq, a predicted model, not a curated record
AGUCGGCUGUGUCACAACAAUACAUGCAGUACAGGUGCGAGUGUCUAUUCAUUGAGUUGUGAUCAAUCUGUUUAUAUAAUAUUAAGUCUAGAUAUUAAUAUAGUUUUGGAUUUUUAAUGUUCAUACCACACACCAGAAGAUUAAUUGACGCUGUUACCAUGCACGAAGCACAAGGAGUUCAUAUUGAAAGUGUACCAGAUAAUCCAGUAAUUAAUAACUUGGACUCAUUAUUAGCUGAUAUCUAUUUGAGAUUCAUAGCAUUAAGGGCUGACGAUUUUAAACUUUAUUACAAAAUCUUCGAUUCUAUAUUUUCUGCUAUUCAUAGAAACAUGAAGGAGGUCGAUCCAUAUUUCAACCGCUACUCGAGUACGGCCCAACCAGCGGGUAGUCACUAUGAUGGACUACGUAUUAAGAAGCCCGAUGAAUUUGAUAUGGACAUCGUUAUUGGUCUACCAAUAAAUAUGAAAGAAGAUCGCUUUAUUCCUAGCAAUAGUGAUAUUGUACUGGAGCCUUCAAAUUAUGCAUAUGUUAAAUUGAAAAUGGGCAAGCAAUUCCAAAAUUUGCCCAACAGAGACGAGUGGGAAAUAAACAAGACGGCAUAUAAAUGGAAAGACGAGAACAAUUAUUUACUUAGAAGCAAAUUUAGCGAUUGGUUUAAAAGUGUUGUAUACAGGGCUUUGAAUAAAUUUGAAUGUUAUGGAAAUUAUAGAUUGGUAACAGUAGAUAACGUUCCAUAUGUUAUUCGUACGUCGGAGUCAGGUCCUGCGAUAACUUUGAAGAUAACUAACAUUACCGGUUUCAAAAUGGACGUUGAUUUAGUACCAGCUUUACGCUUUCCUGAGGAGCGUUGGCCAGUCACUAGUGAUUACCGGGAUAUAACUGCUGAUUGUUCAGUGGGAUCCUACGGGUGGAUGGUUGUGCCCAAGCCUGCUAAAAAUGGCGACAGCUCCCGGGUGUGGCGAUUUGCCUUACACAACCAGGAGAAAAACCUGUUCCACGAUAUUUACAACUUUAAGCAGACUUUGCGUUUUAUAAAAAAAUUGCGGGACGCUCAAGGAAUGGAUGAAAUAGCAAGUUAUUAUAUAAAGACAUUGUUCUUUUGGGAGGUUGUAGAGCGGAAGUCAGAGCCAAGGUUUUGGAAUAAGCCGCCAUCUGAGCUUUUUAUAAUAAUGGUAAAGAGGUUGCAUCGGGCCAUGGCAAACAGGAAUAUUCCGUAUUUCUGGAAUAAGCAAUAUAAUCUCAUCGAGGGCGUUGCAUCUAACAUACUGGCAGGGUACGCUAACAAGCUGCAGAGACUGGUGAACAUUCUGGACGAUCCUACUAAAUACAAAAUGGUCGCCGAAUAUCUGUUGACUGAUGACGAAUAUGAAGCGUACAAACCUAAACUGUAUCCUAGACAAUUUGCUAUAUAUAACAUAUAACUCAGCGAAAAUUCUUAAAAUUCUAAGUUAUCGUUGCGGUUAUGGGCGUAUUUUAUCAAGUUAUGAAAAAAGAUUAGAAAAAUUUAAUGUGACUCUCUUAUCUAUCUACCAGACGGAAACAGGUCGACUUAUUUACUUUACACAAAAUAGUUCAUUACCAUCUUCACUCUACUUCUGUACUCUCUGCUUUGACCUUCAAUAUAAGAACUGUAACACGGAGUUAUAAAACAUUUGCACUGUGCGUUUAUAAGAACAAUACGUCGUAUUAUAACCCGCUCAUCCGUAUGUGUCGUACUUUUAAUGAAAUUUCCGCGAAAUGUCCUCAAAUUGAUAUCUUCAAUUCACGUCUGAAUGCCUUCAAAAAUAUUUUACAAUCAGCCAUCAAAUCUUUUCGAUAUGUCUAUAUUUUUAUUAUUUGCAUGUACUUCAUUGUUAUUUACUAAAUUCAUAUGCUUUCUUUAUAUAAUUUAUAAUUUAACAGUGUUUGUCAAUUGCUUUAACCAUGCUGUGUGUACACCUGUCUGGGUCUCAAUCUAGUUCAAACUAUUAUUUUUAUAUAAAUGUUUAUAAUGUUAUUGAUUGUAACCUGUUGUGUACACCUUUAAUAAAUAAAAAAUAACUGUAUUCUUUUUUCAAGUUCAAUAAAGAAUAUAUGGUAUAUGAAGGAGAAGAGAAUAAAUUUUUUGGAGAGUGGAGUGUGAACAAGAAUAUAUAAUAUUGACAUUUCCGUGUUUUUUGCUUGUAACGGUGUCUCGUUUUAAUUACUAAUUUCAUUGGCUGUCAUAUCUAUUAGGACUAUAAGGACUAUACUUAGGGAUGCAAACGACACAUCGAUUUUUUCAAACAUCGAUAUAUCGUUCAUGAACAUCGAUGUUUUAACAUCGAUGUCGGAACUUUAAACAACGACGAUAUAUCGUUCUUCAUGCGAUAUUUUAUGAACGAUUUUUAAUCAUAGCGUCAUUUUCCAUCCCAUCCGUGAUUUUUUUUUUUUAUAUCACUGAUCUACAUCUAUAGACAUAAACAGACACUAAAUAAAAGAAUAAAGUAAAUCUGAUACAUAA